This is a messenger RNA of Dinoponera quadriceps, 6725 nucleotides long. RefSeq names its product histone-lysine N-methyltransferase, H3 lysine-79 specific (gene gpp). Gene Ontology annotation, biological process: regulation of transcription regulatory region DNA binding; DNA repair; DNA damage checkpoint signaling. The transcript is spliced from 11 exons. The coding region runs from base 564 to 4496 and encodes 1310 amino acids. NCBI's taxonomy places the organism in Eukaryota, Metazoa, Arthropoda, Insecta, Hymenoptera, Formicidae. The record is from RefSeq and is a predicted model, not a curated record. Gene Ontology annotation, molecular function: histone H3K79 methyltransferase activity. Gene Ontology annotation, cellular component: nucleus.
UGUUUUGGUGUCGUCAUCCCCCCCGUGCGCCAAGUGCAGCACAAUAGUCUGUGUUUUGUAGUGAGUGUUCCCCCGUAACAGUGCGUUCAGCGCAUUCCUGGUGAUUCGUGGCUCGUUGAGUCAUCCGGUACCCUCCCCGUAGCACGUAGAUCGCAUGCAGGCCGCGAAGCUGGAUAACCCACGGCCACCUCGUAGCUCUGCUGAACGUGGGCGCUUUUUCAUGUCCGAGGAAGUGGUGCGACCGCGGUGCGGGGGGGGUUCGUGAGCGUCAUCUACGUGGUGACCGUCGACGUGAUAAUCAUCGUUGUUUUGAGUUAGCACUGCCUCUUUCUUGUUAUUGGCUUGCCUGGCUGCUCCUCCGAACGGACGGCGAGUCACUCGGUCGACGUUACAUCACGUCACCCUGAGGUUUAGCGGGUCCCUCGGAUCCGUGCGGGAAGAAAGAGAGAGCGUCUUGCUCUAGCGUGCGUACGUACGUGCGUACGUGCGUACGUGCAUUCGUGCGUGCGUGCGUGCGCGCGUAUGUCCGCUCCUUCUCUCGCCUGUGGAACACGAGGAAGAAAAUGGAGCUGCGUCUACACUCGCCAGCGGGAGCCGAACCGAUCGUGUAUCAGUGGCCACUUACUUCCGGAUCGGGAUCUGACCGUCACGAUGGAGCACUGGAUGUUGUCGAAACCAUGCGAUGGGUUUGCGAAGAUUUGCCAGACCUGCAAUUACCUUUAGAAAAUAAUAUUCUUUGUGACUACGAUACCAGAGAUUAUGAAAGUAUGAAAAACUUAUGCGACAGAUUCAACAGAGCGAUCGAUAGUUUAGUACAAUUGGAGAAAGGCACUAGUCUACCAUCCCAGAGACUAAAUAAGAGACCUAGUAGGGGUUUACUUCGUCAUAUAUUGCAGCAAACAUAUAAUCAAGCUGUGGUCGAACCAGAUAAGUUGAAUCAAUACGAGCCUUUUUCACCUGAGGUUUACGGAGAAACAAGUUACGAACUCGUGUGCCAAAUGAUCGAUCAGGUCAAUGUGACGGAGAACGAUGUCUUUGUCGAUCUGGGCUCUGGAGUAGGUCAGGUGGUUCUUCAAAUGGCAGCUGCAACCUUAUGCAAAAUCUGCAUCGGUGUAGAGAGGGCCGAUGUACCGUCGAAAUAUGCGCAGAGUAUGGAAGUAAACUUUCGAAAAUGGUUAAAUUGGUACGGGAAACGCUGUGGCGAGUACCGUUUGGUGAAAGGGGACUUUUUAGCAGACGAACAUCGCGAAAGCAUUACCGGAGCUACGAUAGUAUUUGUUAAUAAUUUUGCGUUCGGCCCAACGGUUGACCAUCAGUUGAAAUUACGCUUCGCCGAUUUACGAGAUGGUGCGCGUAUAGUAUCAUCAAAAUCAUUCUGUCCGUUGAACUUUCGAAUAACGGAUAGAAAUCUCAGUGAUAUUGGCACAAUAAUGCAUGUGUCCGAGAUGUCGCCGUUGAAAGGUUCCGUCUCUUGGACUGGUAAGCCAGUGUCUUAUUAUUUGCACGUUAUUGAUCGAACUAAAUUAGAACGUUACUUCCACCGCAUGAAGAACAAUAAACAAGGUGGCUUAGAUGAAAACUCUGAUUCUGUGAUAAGCAACACUGCCAGCAAUAGUAGUAAGGUUUCUAAUAGGAACGAAAGAAGUGACAGAGCCAAAAGAGACCUUUCGAGGCAAUUAGAUAGCCCGAAUCAUUCGGAGCAACAUGGAACAAAUAGCGACUCCGAUCUGGAUGACAAUGCGAUGAAAAAUCGUCGGCAGCCGAAUAAAAUACGGAGGAAGCUCAAUAGAAAAAGUAAUGGCAUUACGAAGGCUCCAGCUAGAGGUAGACAAAGAGGACGAGGCGUCAAGAGAGCUAAACCUAAGAAGGCGAUCAAUAUAUCUGGAUUAGACUUGUUACACAGUCAAACUUUACUCAGUACGUCACCUCAAGCUCUCGGGAAGAAGCCUCCGCCUGCACCCGGUUGCGUAGAUCAACAACUCUCUUCGUUGUCGCUUUCGUUGCAGUCGCAUUCCACCUCCGUGCACGAGGAACUUAGUAUACCGCCUGCUCCGUCCGCGACUCCAUAUGCUUUACAAAUUCUUUUGGACAUGUACAGGGACCAAUUCAUGCUUAUGUUAGAAUCGAUGAGGACUCCUAGUUACCGAGUAUCCGUCAAUGCGGAUAUCUCGAAGGAGAGAGAAAGAAAUUCGAAGCUUCAGUCGAGAGCGGCGCAGUUGGAGAAACAAAUCAAAGUUCUCAUAGACGACAGUGUAGCUCUCCUAAAGGCGAGAAUGACUGAAUUAGGUAUCAAUGCUACAUCACCCGGGGAUCUGCUGGCGAAAGCCAAGGAGAUAGUCCUGCGGCAUAAGCAGCUGCAAGCUAAAGCGAGCAAAUUGCAAGCGCAAGUGGCGUCCAUGGAAACCGAACAGAACAGGCUGGUGGCGCUCAGGCAUCAGGAGCUGCAGGAUAAAUACACCAGUCAAGCUAACGGCAUAUCGAAUCUGUCCCAAACGCUCACACAGGAUUACAUAUUGAAGGAGAUUUCCGUCACUUUGUCCCAGCGCAAACGGCUGCACUCUCAAGUUUCGAAACUUGAGCACGAGCUGAAUGUAUUGGAGAGGACAAGCAACGAGAAGCAAGCAGCCGCCAUGGCUCAACAGCAGAGGGAUGUAGCGGGGAGUAAACAGAAUUUCAAUCAUCAGUCGCAGGCCGGCAAGAACGGAGCGACGCGUAAAAACAGAGAGGGCCGUUCGAGGUCGCAGGACUGGCCCGAUGUCCCGGACAUUGGCAAGAUACAAGAGAAUAAUCCGGAAAUAUUGGCGCAAAAGAUCUUGGAAACCGGGAGGCAGAUCGAGGCGGGCCGUAUACCGAAUAGACCGAAUGUUAACAAUAAUUCCAGGACAAGACUGCCGCAGGCGUCGCUCAGUUUCUCCACCACGUCAUCGUCCGUUUCGUUCACGCAAUCGCAGCAGGUGGCCACCCCUAAAGACCCGACAAGUAGGACUCAAGAGCCACCCCGGGUGGCUAAUUUCGAGGACAGAUUGAAAAGCAUCAUCACGAGCGUGCUGAACGAGGAUCAGCAGAACCGAAAUAAGCAGCUGCAGUUGCAGCUGCAGAAUCAGUGCGAGCCCGAAAGGAAACGCCUCACGUUACUGCAGAACGUCACCACUCCGGACUAUACCCAAGUCUCACCCGCGAAACUAGCCCUUCGCCGUCAUCUAUCGCAAGAACGCCUCUCCUCAUCGUCCCACUUGACAUCCGACAGAUCGACGGUCGAUUCUAGACAAUCGUCGAGUCAUGACAAUCGCCUUGUCGUAGGUGGGAAUGGAUUGCUCGGUGCUAGAACGAUCGGCGAGCUGGUAAACGGCGAGAUCGAGAGGACCUUGGAGAUAUCGAAUCAGUCGAUAAUAAACGCCACCGUGGACAUGAGCGCGAUGAUGAGACCCGAGACCGUGUACUCGCCCAUCAGUAGGCCGGCCAGCGCCGAGGGAGACGCUGGCUUGUCGACUUUAGCCCAUGUAGCCAGUUACGUACCGAUCUCCUCCACCCCGACGACCACUUCGAGAUCAUCCGUGCUCUUCACCCCGGUGACGCAACCGCAGAGAUACACGCCGGUCCAGUUGCCGCGAGCGGAUAUCAAGCCUUAUCACGAGUCAUACUUUACGAGCGACAAUCUCUCGCAAUCUCAUCCCGCAACAUCGUCUCUGCAUUCGUCUCAGAGCACGUUAAACGGAGAAUUGUUAGCCGUGGAAGGUCUCGCGGCCUCGUUACACGCUCGAAUAUUGAACAACUCGAACGGCAAAGCCGACCUUUCCAACAACAGCAGAAGUUCUAGAUUUCAACCGUACUCACGAUACACAAGCAAUAGUAGCGCCGCGACUAGCGGCACGGCGAUCACGGCGAUUUGCCAGUCGCAAGCUUCUGUAUCAAUAAAAACGGAAGCGGUUGUAUCGUCGGUAAGCGGAGCAUCCCUAAGUCCCCUCGUGGAACCACAUUCUAAUAUGUCGACACCGCUAGUCGAUGAGCCUCAGAUGACGACGCGGAAGCAACGAAAUCCUAUGGCUGACGACGACGGAGAAGCCGAUUGGCAAGAUCGCAUCAGUUCGGGAUUCGAUCGUUUGGUCGCGUUUGCAUCAACAGAAUUGGAUAAACGCAGACGAUCGACCGAAGGAGUGAACACAAGUCCCGACAGUGGAUUAGGCUCAGACAGCGCGGUAACGGGACCGCCGCCGGUAGUACCGUCUCCGGACGAAGCGAUAGGGCCCCCGAGAACACCCUCUCCGACCAGUCCCCGUCCUCUGAAUCCAUCCAAUCCUUCGAACAGCGCGUCCACCUCUUCGGUACCUCUGAAAUACCAACGACAGCCGGAUCCUGAGCGACAUCACUUUAAGAAGAAGUUUUUUCACCGCGAUUGGAAUAAUGCCGCGAGCACUAGCAAGUUUCGUCCUAAAGGCAAAGAUUGGGAUUGGAAUCAUCAUUCGGGACAAUGGCCUUCGAACGACGAGCAAUCCUAACUCUAUCUUUACUGUGCGUAAGAUAGUUUUUCUUGUCCGCGUUGGAGAAACGUGGAAUAUCUGCUUUCCCCCUCCCCCCUCCCCCCUACCCGUGUAUAAGGGGGAACCCUUGUUUUCGAUUGUACAUUUAUAAUUUAUUUGUGUUUCGUUAUUUCUCUUGUAUCGUGUUAAAUUACAGGCAAGUCUUUAAUCGUACGACACGAUAAUACACAUACGGGAGAACCGUAUUAAUACCGAAAAAAGUGCGUGCAAAAUUUGUUUUGUUGCACGAUAUAUUCACAGAGAGAGAGAGAGAGAGAGAGAGAGAGAGAGAGAGAGAGAGACGGAGGGAUAUGAGGCUAAGGCGCACUUCGGACGACCUAUAAUACCUUAUGGAAAACGGAACAGAAUUUUGCUUGUAAUUUUAUAAUGUUUGCAAAAUUUUGUAGAUUUUGUAAACUUGGAAAACAAUUGGAGAUUUAUAGAUGUACCUGUCUAUAAAUCUUAGUAUUUAAGCGCUCUCGUACAAGUGAAAUUCCGUCCCGAAUUCUCGUUAAUAUUGUUCGAAAUGGGCUUGACGGAAUGAGAUCGUAAACUUAUUAGCAAUAUAUGCGUGUAUUAAGAGGAAUUUAAAGGUCUUUACACAAAUUUACCAGACAUUAUUCUUCGAUUCGUAGUAUUUUAACUUAAUAUCAGUAGUCGGAGUCUUAUUUCGGUAAGGUUUUGUAAAUAAUUAUUAUCACAAUUUGGUCUCUUUUUAACACAGUCACACGAUACUAUCGAGUCAUUGACAUGUCACGUAUUUGUAUAUAAUGUGUAAAAGAAUUUUGUAAUUUGCGCCUGUUUACGCACAUAUUCAUACGCAAGUAUACAUGACACACAUAAUUAUUGCAUAUUAGACACGUUAGAGAAGCAUGCUAGGGAAACAUUGUAUCAUGCGUGCGUUACAGGCGCUCAUUACGAUAGACUGAUCGAAAUCGAUUAGCAUCGGGUAAGAAAAGAGGAAAACAAGAGCAAGCCAGCAAAACCUCUGUGUGUUCGUAGCAAAUAUUUGCUGCAAAUUUUAUAUGCGGCUAAAUCUUCCAUAAUCACUGGAAGAUGUAUACCUAAGUGUUCACUGUGGCUCAUAGAAUUAUUAUAACAGCGAUGAAAUAGUCACUUGGCGGGAAAGAAGUGAAAAUUUGUUUUUUUGCACGCGCAUCUACACACGUCGUUGUACAAUUAUAUACGUGAAAUAUCCAAAGAAUGGUACUUGCGAGUGAGUUUACAUAGUUUCGAGUGGUGCACCCGUAUUGGGCACCACGUGUGGGUGCUGCGAGAGACGAGUAGAGUAAUCAAGUAAUAGUAUUUCGAAUUGACAAUUUAUCCGACGGCAUAUGCCGAUGCGACAUUGAUUGUAUAAAGCUCCCUUCAUUACGUUUUCUCCUAUUGUCACACACAUACACACACGUACAUAUAUGUGUACAUACAUAUACAUAUAUAUGUAUGUAUGUAUGUAUGUAUGUACACACGCGCGCGAAUAGGGAAGGACGAUGGACACUUCGUGAUUUGGGAGAUCUUGAGAGAAUUAGUUAUCGAUCAUUAUUUAAUAAUCUCCUGUGGGUCUUUAUAGUUGUAACGAUAUAGCCCUCUGCCAAGCAUGUCGGACACACUGCCGAAUCUUCUAUUAAUUAUUAAUUUUAUUGAUCGCAACUAUUAUUUAUUGUUUUUAUUAAAAUAUUUUAAUACUAUUACUAUUUGUAACAAGUAAAGUUUUUCUCUAUUAUUUCCACCUUCCCGCAUCUAACAGUUUUUUCUAGCGGUAUUCCCGAUAAAGAAAUGAGUGCGAAUACUCUCAAGCGUAGUAAUCGUCGCAAUUUCCUUCACCGAGGCAAGAAUUGAGGUGAUUCGCAUCAAUCGUACAAUAAAUGACAAAUUUGAUACCGAUCUUAAUCUUAGGAUCUAAGAAUUCGAAUUGUUGUCAAUUAAAGUCAACUACGUAUUGUUAUCGCUACAUAUUACACAUAUCAGCGAUGAUAUAUACCAUCAGUCUUUUCUGAAGUUAUUACAAUACGUCGUCGCGAUACCGUAAUUGAUCAAUGUCGAGAGAAAGGAAACACAUAGCGGAAAGAAGGCAUGCACGAGAUGUCGUUGACACAAUCCCGGGUGUCUUGAAACAUACAGGUGCCAGUAUGCAUUUUGUACACAAAUUUCCGAAACGAUAACGAACAUGCGGGUUUUAUAAACGUAUGUGUAUAUGUAUUUAAAUAU